Mirounga angustirostris (Northern elephant seal) is the source of this 4171-nucleotide messenger RNA. RefSeq names its product beta-galactosidase-1-like protein 2. Gene Ontology annotation, cellular component: vacuole. The transcript has 19 exons. Gene Ontology annotation, biological process: carbohydrate metabolic process. The record is from RefSeq and is a predicted model, not a curated record. Gene Ontology annotation, molecular function: beta-galactosidase activity. Bases 1 to 1911 code for a protein of 636 amino acids. NCBI's taxonomy places the organism in Eukaryota, Metazoa, Chordata, Mammalia, Carnivora, Phocidae.
AUGGGCAAGUGGAGCAUCGGGCGAAAGCCGGGCCGCACACUCGGACUCCUGCUGCUGGUGAUCUUGAGUUUCCUGGUGCUCUGCAGAUUGGAUUGGUAUAAUCUGCUCCCUGCGUGGCUAAGACACCGGCAGUCAGGGCUGCAGGCCAAUGGCCAAUACUUCAUGCUGGAGGACUCCACUUUCUGGAUCUUCGGGGGCUCCAUGCACUAUUUCCGGGUGCCCAAGGAAUACUGGAAGGACCGUUUGCUGAAGAUGAAAGCUUGUGGCUUGAAUACCCUCACCACCUAUGUUCCAUGGAAUCUCCAUGAGCCAGAAAGAGGCAAAUUUGACUUCUCUGGGAACCUGGACCUGGAGGCCUUUGUGCUGAUGGCUGCGGAGAUCGGGUUGUGGGUGAUUCUGCGUCCAGGCCCCUACAUCUGCAGUGAGAUUGACCUCGGGGGCUUGCCCAGCUGGUUACUCCAAGACUCUGGCAUGAGGCUGAGAACAACUUACAAGGGCUUCACCGAAGCAGUGGACCUUUAUUUUGAUCACCUGAUGUCCAGGGUGGUGCCACUCCAGUACAAGCACGGAGGCCCCAUCAUUGCUGUGCAGGUGGAGAAUGAAUAUGGUUCCUAUAACAGAGACCCUGCCUAUAUGCCUUACAUCAAGAAAGCCUUGGAGGACCGAGGUAUUGUGGAAUUGCUCUUGACUUCAGACAACAAGGACGGCCUGCAAAAGGGAGUCAUGGAUGGAGUGCUGGCCACCAUCAACCUGCAGUCACAACAUGAACUGCAGUUAUUAACCAACUUUCUCUUAAGUGUGCAGAGGGUUCAGCCGAAGAUGGUGAUGGAGUACUGGACAGGGUGGUUUGACUCGUGGGGAGGCCCACACAACAUCCUGGAUUCUUCUGAAGUUCUAAAAACAGUGUCUGCCAUCCUCGAUGCUGGCUCCUCCAUCAACCUCUACAUGUUCCAUGGAGGUACCAACUUUGGCUUCAUAAAUGGAGCCAUGCAUUUUCAUGAAUAUAAAUCUGAUGUCACCAGCUACGACUAUGAUGCUGUGCUGACAGAGGCUGGGGAUUACACAGCCAAGUACUUCAAGCUCCGAGGUUUCUUUGGCUCUAUCUCAGGUGUCCCUCUUCCUCCCCAACCUGACCUCCUUCCCAAGACUGCGUAUGAGCCCUUGAGACCGAAUUUAUACCUGUCACUGUGGGACGCCCUGCAGUACAUGGAGGAGCCAGUUAAUUCUGAAAAACCAGUCAAUAUGGAGAACCUGCCAAUAAACAAUGGAAAUGGACAGUCCUUUGGGUACACUCUGUACGAGACCACCAUUGAUUCAUCGGGCAUCCUCAGUGGUCUUGUGCGUGACCGGGGACAGGUAUUUGUGAACACAGUGUCUGUAGGAUUCUUGGACUAUGAAAGGAAGAAGAUUGUUAUUCCCUUGAUCCAGGGUUACACCAGGCUGAGGAUCUUGGUGGAGAAUCGCGGGCGAGUCAACUACGGGGAUAACAUUGAUGACCAGCGCAAAGGUUUAAUUGGAAAUAUCUAUCUGAAUGAUUCUCCCCUGAAAAAAUUCAGAAUCUACAGCCUGGAUAUGAAAAAGAGCUUCUUUCAGAGGUUCAGCGUCGACAAAUGGAGCCCUAUCCCUGAAGUACCUACGUUCCCUGCUUUCUUUUUGGGUGCCUUGUCUAUUUCCCUUUCCCCUUUUGACACCUUCAUGAAGCUGGAGGGCUGGGAGAAGGGGGUUGUAUUCAUCAAUGGCCAAAACCUUGGACGCUACUGGAACAUUGGACCCCAGGAGACCCUCUACCUCCCAGGUGCCUGGUUGGACCAAGGCACCAACCAGGUUAUUGUUUUCGAGGAGAAGAUGGCAGGCCCUGUGAUACAGUUCACUGAAACACCCCACCUAGGCAGGAGCCAGUACCUUGAUUGAGCAGCACCGCCCCGCACCCCCUGGUGGCGGGAAGCAGGAGAGCACCACUGUCCCCCUCAGCUGACCGGAGCCUGGUGCUCUGCUCCCUCACACCCUCCCACGCAGGAGAGUUUCCUUAAGUAGCAUCCUCAGGCAGCCAUGUGGCUACAGCAAGGCCCACUCGUUCAGUUCAAGACCCUAAACUUGGAAGAACUGAAGAAGAAAAGUGGGAUAGGAGGGUGGGACGCCCUCCUUACCUAAGUGGCUUUAAAAAAAAAAAUUAUUGUUAUGUUAAUCACCAUACAUCAUUAGUUUUUGAUGUCCUAAGUGGCUUCUUGACUGGGCUUUGUUGCUGGCACCUGUCCUACUUCCCUUCUCUUCUGGGAGAGGACAGAGGGAUGCCUCUCUAGGGUAGGAAUGUCUAAUCAGAUGUCCACGUGAUGAUGCCUGGGGCCCUCAGUUGGGCAUAACUUCUAGACACAGGUUUGCUCCUAUGAUGUUCUUGCCUGUGCUCAACCACGCCCCUCCUGGCCCCUUUUCAUCUGAAAUAGAAGGUUUGUCACCAUUUGUAGAGGAUAGGGAAGCGGGUGGGUGUCUCACCUGAAUCAUCUUUGUUCCUCUCAACCCUCCCCAAGCCUUCUCUGGGAUUCUGGAAGAAACUCUGAGAGACACACACAUUUUCUCCUUCUCAUUUUCCACUCUAAUUGCAUCUGACAGGAUGACAACCCAAGCUUAGGAGAAACAGAAAUACUCAGCCACUUAGUUUCCUGAAUUAGAGAGUAUUCCCAGUUUAACUCAAUGAGAAGAAGCAUCAGCUGAGGAGGGAAUGCAGACCCUAGUAAGAACCACACCCUGGUCUGAAGGCCCAGCUCUGGGGGCACGGGCAGGUAGUCUCCCCGGAAUGUUGGUGUAGCCACGGGGCCCACAGGCCUAGUCCAGAUCUUGCCUCCAGCUCAGUCUCUCUCCCUCAACUCCCUGUAACUAAGCAGCAGGGAGGAGAAGCAGCCUUCCUUUGCAGUUGUCUGUCCAAAUUUGAGGCGCUUGUUCUGGGGAUUGAAUCCACUGGGUUAGCUCUGGUUCCCUGUCCUGAAUUGCAAUAAAGCAACAGAGUUGAAUCAAACCCUUUUUGGUGAUACUUUCCUGGUCCCGUCUGUGCCCCUGUUUAUCACAGGCAAAGGCAUCGUGGGGUCAGGUACCCACUUAGCCCAUCCGGCACUCAGAGUCUAGACAGACUUGACCCAGUUAGUGGAUGAUCCAGCCCCUGUCUCCUUACCACCUCCCUCCCGACCUUCAUUCUGCCUGAAAUGUCAUCGUGAAUCGGCAGUGCCCUUGGGGAGGAGAAGUCCUAUACAGAUCUGUUCUGGUGCUGGUAGGCAGGUGGUAAGAAUCUGCUGGACAGCCAGGAGCUCUCCAUGUGAGGUAGCGGGUGAGUUUUCCUCAAUGUAACAUCUGGAUUGCACUGCCACAGACUCUCUUCAGUAGUAAUCGAAGUUAGAUAGCCAACGCCUCCUCGGAACACUGCCUGUGCUAGGAGCCCAUAAAGACCUUUGGGGAAUAGCAGGCCUUGGAGGCUCCCAGCAGCCCUAUGGCUCCCAUCUAGGGCCUGCCUAAGGAAGGGGGCGUUUGUAGUGUGUGGCCACUGGGCCCAAGAGCUGAGCCUGGGUCAAGGACAGACAGCUGGGCCCAAGGGUCCACUAGGGGCAGAGAAAUGGAGCUUAGGAAAGUGAGUUUCAUGGAUGGGGGCUGGGGAGCCAGAUACAGGUAAGUCCCCAGUCUUGCUCAAACUCCUCUGCUGUUCCUGAAUUGCCUUGGAACGGAAGGCACACAGCUGACACUCGGAUGAGACCAGGGCUCGGGCAUGGCCGGCACUGGGGAGUGUGUCAUCGCACCUUACUUUACACCUGAGCAUGAUUUUACAAAGGUGUACGUAAAAGCUGGCUUCUGUUGGAAAAUGUGAUAGGGCACUGGUGUUUAAAUGAAUCUUACGGUGAUCCUUUUGCAAAGUGAAGAAUCCCCUUGAAUUGCUUUCAUCCACAUCUGUGCAGGGCUGCAUUGGUCCUCUUGCACCAACUUACUGUUCUUGACCUUCUUAUCUGCCAGCUGACCCUGCAGCUUCUGUCAAAGCCCCUUGGCAGAGCUCGUCUUCCAGAGUUUAUUCAUGGUUUGUCCAGACCUUCCUACUGGAUGGCCUCAUCACAGAGUCUUUAGAAGACUCCUCAUAACCCUUACCUCUAAACGCUGAAGGUCUCCAGGCCUGCUCCUUGGGCCUUUUCUUCCCUCU